GUUAACUUCGCUCUGUUCAUUGCUUCAAUCAUAUGCUUCAUACGAAAUCAAUCCAUCUUUAAAGCAAACCCUCUCACAUUCCACUUUCAAGAUUAAAAAAUCUUCUCAAUUAUAGCUAGAGAAAGAGAAUCUGUCUCUCUUUCUCUCAUCUCUCUCUAGCUAAACAUGAAGAACAACAAUGGUAGCAACACAAAAUUGAUUCUCCUCCACCCUUACAUCCAAAAACAAGGAAGCUCCAAUCGAUUAUGGCUUCUCGCCUUCAUUUCAUUCUUCACCGUUGCGUUCCUUGUCACUCUUAUUUACACUCGAGAAUCUUUCUCCACAAACGCCGGAAUAGCAACUACCACCGUCACCAUGACCACCGUCGCCGCCUCCUCCGCUAUUUCAGCACCACUGCCAACAACAGUCAUUAACACGCUCCUCCACUACACGUCCAGAUCCAACGACACUUUCCACAUGUCAUACACCGAGCUCAAACCGAUCUCCGAUGUGCUCCGAAAAUGUUCCUCUCCCUGCAACUUCCUCAUUUUCGGACUCACGCACGAAACGCUCCUCUGGAAGGCACUGAAUCACAACGGCCGUACAGUCUUCAUCGACGAGAACCGCUACUACGCCGCUUAUUUCGAAGAACUCCAUCCCGAAAUCGACGCCUACGACGUGCAGUACACGACCAAGAUGAGCGAGUGGAGAGAACUCAUCGGGUCCGCUAAGGAACAGAUACGCAACGAGUGCCGGCCCGUACAGAAUCUGUUAUUCUCCGAGUGCAAGCUUGGGAUUAACGAUUUGCCCAACCACGUUUACGAGGUGGACUGGGACGUGAUUCUGAUUGAUGGGCCGAGAGGAGAUGGGUCUGAUGGGCCGGGCCGGAUGUCGCCAAUAUUUACUUCUGGUGUGCUAGCGAGAAGCAAGAAAGGAGGAAAUGGUAAGACCCAUGUGUUUGUGCAUGAUUAUUAUAGGAACAUUGAGAGGGCAUAUGGAGAUGAGUUUCUGUGUAGAGAGAACUUGGUGGAGCACAAUGACUUGCUUGCACAUUUUGUGGUCGAAAGAAUGGAUGAGAAUAGCUUCCAUUUCUGUCGCAAUAAAACUACUUCUUCAUUGUCGUCCUAGUAGUGGAUUGAUCAGGCUUCAUCGGCAGGCAGAACCAAAGGUCCCCAAAUUGGUGUAUUUAUGAUUUUUUUUCCCUUUACUUUUUGGAGCUUAUUUUCAGUUGGGUUGGGGAUGUGAACAAUAAUUUUUUUUCUUCCUUGGGAAUUGGAAAUAGUGAGCUCAAUAUGGAAUUAAUAAGUUUCAGAUUUUCAAUAGCGAGCAAGGUUGUGGAUGAUCAUGCAUCAGAAUAUAUUGCAUCACUAUAAGUCUAUAACAAA
Molecule: messenger RNA, 1364 nt
Organism: Tripterygium wilfordii
Lineage: Eukaryota; Viridiplantae; Streptophyta; Magnoliopsida; Celastrales; Celastraceae
Product: protein IRX15-LIKE-like
Exons: 1
Coding region: 166-1107 (313 amino acids)
Biological process (GO): xylan biosynthetic process
Source: RefSeq, a predicted model, not a curated record